AUGAACGUAGCCUCAGAGACAGAAGUGAGAGGAGCGAAAAAAAAGCGACCAGAGAUGUUCUUCCACAUAGUUUUGGAGCGCAACAUGCAAUUACAUCCACGAUUCUUUGGUCAAAACCUUCGUGAAAACCUCGUCUCUAAGCUCAUAAAAGAUGUCGAGGGCACUAUCAGUGGCCGACAUGGGUUUGUAUUAGCGGUAACUGGAAUAGAAAGCAUAGGAAAAGGAUUGAUCCGAGACGGGACUCCUUUCGUCACCUUCCCCGUUAAGUACCGAUGCGUUGUUUUCAGACCUUUCGAAGGCGAGGUUCUGGAAGCUGUUGUCACACGGGUCGUUCAGCACGGAUUCUUCGCUGAAGCUCUCUCUCUUAAGAUUUUUGUGUCCAAUCAUUGCAUACCAGAUGAUAUGGAGUAUCAGGCUGGUGACAUGCCUACUUACACAAAAUCAGAUGGAUCAGUUAGGAUCCAGGAAGACUGUGAAGUGAGACUAAAGGUCUUUGGCUUUAGUAUCGAUGCCACAGAGAUCUCCUGUGUGGGUAGCAUCAAAGAAAGAUUUUUGGGGCUCAUAACCGAUCCUGGAGCCGUUGCAUAAGAAAAGUCUCAGUCAGACUUCGAUGUUACUUUUAUACAGAGGAUGACUUGUGAUAAAUGUUGUAUUGUAAGCGUUGAUGUAUCCGGAAUAACUAUUAGAACAGAUGAUAUAUUUGUUGGUUGUUGAUUCAGAGUAAUGGACAAGGCAAAACAAUAAUAUAAAGAAACUAAAUGAUUGAAACGUUUUUAUCGUGAGCGAAUGGUAAUUUGUUUUCUUCAAGCAUUUGAGCUUCGCUCAUGCUAAAAUUUGUGAGUUCUAAUUUUGAGAUGUUUCAAAAUUCAAAUGAUUUUAUGGAAACCUACUUGGUCCGGUGGUUUGAUUAAGAAUUUCUUGUGCAGCAUACUAUACCGUCAAACGUUGAUACCAUAGGGUUACUCAGAGUCAAAUGUGAUUCCUCGUAAGACAGCUAUCUAUUAUAUUACCAGUCUUUCAAAGCCAAAGAUGUUUGUAACUGGAACCAAAAGAGCCGGAACAGAGAUAAAUAUUAUACAAGAUGUAAGGCUCACAAGUCACAACAAUCUAAAAACCUACUACCAAGUUUAUACAGCUACAAAACGUGUGAACAAUCAAGCGACAGGAGGGAUUGAUUUAGCGAAAGCAAACAGCUCAAGAACAAGAGAAGAAGAGUGAGCGUGUGCUUGCGGGAGAAAGAGACUGAGAUGGAAUUUGUUUCACUUCAAGACUUUGAAAUGAAAAAGCCAA
Messenger RNA from Brassica napus (rape), 1290 nucleotides. RefSeq names its product DNA-directed RNA polymerase II subunit RPB7. Lineage: Eukaryota; Viridiplantae; Streptophyta; Magnoliopsida; Brassicales; Brassicaceae. Gene Ontology annotation, biological process: positive regulation of nuclear-transcribed mRNA poly(A) tail shortening; transcription initiation at RNA polymerase II promoter; DNA-templated transcription. Gene Ontology annotation, molecular function: single-stranded RNA binding; translation initiation factor binding; single-stranded DNA binding. Gene Ontology annotation, cellular component: RNA polymerase II, core complex; P-body. The record is from RefSeq and is a predicted model, not a curated record.